Messenger RNA from Trichoderma asperellum CBS 433.97, 1670 nucleotides. RefSeq lists its product as uncharacterized. Gene Ontology annotation, molecular function: catalytic activity. NCBI's taxonomy places the organism in Eukaryota, Fungi, Ascomycota, Sordariomycetes, Hypocreales, Hypocreaceae. The record is from RefSeq and is a predicted model, not a curated record.
GAAGUGAUCAUCACAAGGGCGCAGCUUUUAGACAAAACACUGCCAUUGAAUCAUUUUUAUUCUAUUCGUUAUUGAAGCACAAAUUUGAUACUAAAGCAUUUUCCCAUAUAAGGCGUUAGGACAUAUGGUGAAAAGGGCGAAAAGACAAAUCUUGGGUCAUCAAUCGCCGUAUAAGACGUCUCAACUCUCGCCAUGUCCAUACCAAACAACCUCAUCAAUCGCUCCUCAUUCUCCGCAGCCGACAUCGUCAAGGAAAUUUGGACCAGCGUCCAUCUCCCUCCUCACGCCCUCUCAUCCCUCACCCUUCCAGGCCAUCAAGCCGCUCCGGCCGCUCCCUCAUCUUUCAAGAUCGGCCAUCUUGCACAGAGCUCCAUUGCCCUCUCAGCCCUCUCAGCAUCUCUCCUACACAGCACACGCUCUUCGCCCCCAUCAUCCAUAAUACCUCGAGUGAGCGUUCCCCUCGAGCACGCCGUAGUAGAAUUCAAAUCAGAGCGUCUCUACGACAUCGACAAACAGCCCCUGGAAGACCCCUGGGGGUCCAUCGGUGGCCUGCACAAAACAGCAGACGGCUUCGUCCGCAUCCACGACAACUUCCCCUGCCACGCACUCGGCACACUUGAACUCCUCGGCCUCCCCCCAGAUGCCUCCCGCCAAGAUGUCGCCGCCAAAGUAGCCCAAUGGAAGAGCGUUGACCUCGAAACCGCCGGCACAGAGAAGGGCAAGCUCGUCAUCUACGCCCUACGCACAUACAGCGAAUGGGAUGCCCAUCCUCAAUCCGCAGCCAUAGACAACAACCCCAUUCUCGUCAGGCAGUUUGCUCAGGGCCCGCCAAAGAACUUAUCCACGACCAAUAGCAACAGCCGCUGCCUCCAAGGCGUCAGAGUACUCGAAAUGAGCCGCGUCAUUGCCGCCCCCGUAGCCGGCAAGGCACUCGCCGCUCACGGCGCCGACGUCUUGUGGGUAACAUCGCCGAAUCUGCCGAAUCAACCCGUGCUCGACAGGGACCUCAGCCGCGGCAAACGCACCAUCCGCCUAGACAUACACAAUGCGGAUGAAAAAGACCGCCUUCUGGAGCUGCUUCGCACCUGUGACGUCUUCAUCCAGGGGUAUCGUCCAGGGAGUCUCGCCUCCUACGGCUUCUCGCCGGAGGAGCUCCAAAAGAUCAAUCCAAACAUUAUUUGCGCCAACUUAUCUGCGUUUGGGCCCUCGGGCCCAUGGUCUCAACGCCGGGGGUUCGAUUCUCUCGUCCAGACCUGCUCUGGGAUGAACAUUUCCGAAGCAGAGCACUUUGGCGCCGGGGAAACAGCCCGCGCUUUACCCUGCCAAGCUCUCGACCACGCAGGCGGGUAUCUUCUCGCCACGGGCGUCAUGGCCGCGUUAUAUAAACGCUCCCAGAUUGGGGGAUCUUGGGUUGUGGAUGUUUCGCUGGCGGGUGUGAUGAAGUAUCUACGCAGUCUGGGGCAGUAUCCCGGCAAGACGGGCUUUGAGACUCGAGAUUUCGUGACGCAGGCAGAUGUGCCGGCGGAGUAUUAUGAGACGAGAGAUACGGCAUUUGGGAAAAUGACUGCGGUAAGACAUAGUGCUAGUGUUGAGGGAUGUAAGGUUGGAUGGGAGGAAAUGCCGAAGCCUUUAGGAUCAGACGAGGCGAACUGGCUAUAGAUGGUGUCGUU